Molecule: messenger RNA, 2248 nt
Organism: Salvelinus namaycush (lake trout)
Lineage: Eukaryota; Metazoa; Chordata; Actinopteri; Salmoniformes; Salmonidae
Product: AMME syndrome candidate gene 1 protein-like
Exons: 6
Coding region: 280-1254 (324 amino acids)
Source: RefSeq, a predicted model, not a curated record
GUUUCGAAGAGGCCUGCCUGUAUUUUGGACAAUAUCUGAGAUCAAUCGAAACGUUUGAAUUGGUCCAGUGCUGUUUUCUAAAGGAAAACACUUACGGAUUUUGCGUAAGGCACGUGUUUUUUAAAGGCAGAGUUAGGGUGACAUUGCGGUCUCUUUAUAUCGAAUAUAACGUCGCCCGACAAAAAAGGGAAAGUGGGACAUUGUCCAUCAUACGUAUUAACGCAGUGGGAUUUUUACGUCUGGUCCGCGUUUCCACCCACCCCUCCCGCGUUGACGGUGAUGGGUCGGAAGCGGUGUGUCGGUGCAGAUUGUUCCAAGAUGGCGGCUGGGUGCUGCGGGGUGAAGAAGCAGAAGCUGUCGGGAUCCCCCGGGUCGGGGGGUCCUGGCGGAGUGGGGGCGGGUAACGGGGUGGUAGGGACUGGACAUUGUGGCUCGGACUUGGGGAUUGGUUCCUCCUCGACUGUGGUGGCAGGGAACAUGAAUCGAGUGAACGGCCUGGGGGGUCCUGGGGGUAGUAGUAGUAGCACCAACGCAUUGUCCCCAGCCCCAGGAGGCUACAACUCAACUGGCAUCUCCCCGAAUCUUAGCCCGGGAUGUGGUUCGGGAAGUGGAGGCAGGAAGAUGGUUGUUUCAGCGGAGAUGUGCUGCUUCUGUUUCGACGUGCUUUAUUGCCAUCUGUAUGGAUACCAACCUCCCCGAACACCCAGGUUUACAAACGAUCCCUACCCGCUGUUCGUCACAUGGAAAAUAGGCAGAGACAAGCGGUUGAGGGGAUGUAUAGGUACAUUUUCUGCCAUGAACCUGCACUCAGGACUCAGGGAGUACACCCUUACCAGUGCCCUUAAAGACAGCCGCUUUCCUCCCAUGACGAGGGACGAGCUGCCACGCCUCUUCUGCUCAGUGUCUCUGCUCACCAACUUCGAGGACGUCGGUGAUUACCUUGACUGGGAGGUGGGUGUUCAUGGCAUUAGGAUAGAGUUUUUCAAUGAAAAAGGAUCAAAGCGCACCGCCACCUACCUACCAGAGGUCGCAAAAGAGCAAGGAUGGGACCACAUUCAGACCAUAGAUUCCUUACUACGAAAGGGAGGCUACAAAGCUCCCAUCACAAAUGACUUCAGGAAGACCAUUAAGUUGACCAGGUACCGUAGCGAGAAGAUGACGAUGAGCUAUGCGGAGUACAUCGCCCACCGCCAGCACCAUCACUAUCAGAACGGCACCGGGCAUCCUCUACCCCCAUACAACCAUUAUUCCUGACAGCGAGCCGCAUGACCAAUCACUGAACCUCUCUGCGGACCUUUUCCCAGGAGAGCCCGCCCCCUCCUGGUCUAGCUAUCUCUACUACUGUACCAUUUUAUGAUGAUAGUUUCCGUUGCCAUGCUGACGCUCUCCCAGACGUUGACGUGGCAACGGGUGGCAAAAUAAGCAUAAAUUGAUAAUGACGAGAAAAAACAAAACUUUUUUUCCUUUUUAUCCUCCUAUUGAUUUAGUUUUUGCAGCAUAUAUAUUCAUAUCUAUAACCCCUUUCGUUCAUAUUUUUGACAAGUAAACGAAUACUAGAUUUUCUUAAACUUUGAUUAUUUUCAAAGAAUCCUAAUCAGGUUUUUGAUUCUGUGGAUGGAAGCAAGUCAUAUAUGGUGGACUAGUCUUGCAUAAUGGUAUAUGCUCAUAUUUUGUGUAGGCUUUUCUACAGUGUUCCCUUCUAUUAGGAAAAUGUGUUUUUCUGUUGAAUCCCUUCUUAGUAGCCUGAUUGACAUUGUGUGUAUCAUGUAGCAAGCCAUCAGCAGUUCUGGAAUGUUGCAUCAUUUCCUCAAUUUUGCGAUUCCUCUCAAAAAAGUAUUGACUGUUAAGGUUGGUUUGGCCUUUGUAAACCGUUGUAGUGAUGUAAUUGAAUAGGUGUUGGGACUUGUAUACCCAAGAUUUUACAUUGUGGGGUUGUGAUGCCACACAAACAAUAUUAGCUGGUCUUUAUUGCGUUACCCUACAAACCUGUUUGCUUUUCUGUGUGUGGUUAGCUGUUUGUUAAGUGCACAUCUGACAGGACAUUGACAGUGCUAGAUUAAAUUAGGAAUAGGAUCUUGUCAAAAUAUUUCCCACGAUGCUUGACAGAGCCUUUCAUUUCCACCCGGUUGUUCAUGGUGUUUUUGAUAAACACUUCUAGACUUUAUUAUUAUUAUUAUUAUUUUUUAAAUUUAACCUUUAUUUAACUUGGCAAGUCAGUUAAGAACAAAUUCUUAUUUACAAUGACGGC